Molecule: messenger RNA, 2298 nt
Organism: Tetranychus urticae (two-spotted spider mite)
Lineage: Eukaryota; Metazoa; Arthropoda; Arachnida; Trombidiformes; Tetranychidae
Source: RefSeq, a predicted model, not a curated record
CCGAUUACAAUUUACAUGCCUUGGGUAAACAAUUCAAUGACAGCCAACCUUGCCGAUCAAGUUAACUCAACCUGCAUUGAGAUUUUCAAUCGAACGGGAGUUUUAAUUCAAGAAGUUGAAUUGGACCAACCAUGUCUCCGAUGUUUCAAUGCAUGUCCAGGUUAUCAACCACACUCUUGGAGGAAAAUCUGUCGAACCUGUAAAUGUCCUCGAGAAGCUCAUAACCUGAGCCACCAAGACUAUGUUGAUGUACGCAAUAGGAUUGGACUUAAAAAAGGAACCCUUUUUGAUACCAAAGAGAUUACACUCAGAUCUGGUUACUCUUGGGUUCCCCCUGGUUUAACUUCUGAUCAGAUUGAAGAAUACUUUUCAACAAUUCCUAUUGAAAAAAUUCCAAGACUUGGUGCUCCUGGUGAAAAAUAUCGCGAUCAUCAAUUGAUUAAACAGCUUCCAGCUUAUGAUUUAGCUUUAGCUUAUAGUAAAUUUGUUGAAACUGAAAGUCGACCGAAAUUCCAUGAGUUUGUAGAGAAGCGUAAUAUUUUUAAUCUAGACAUUGGAUACGUUAGACCAGCCAAUGAAAAUAACAAGGUCUGCAAAAAUUGUGGUAAAGACAUUCGAAGCCGUGAAAUUAUAGUGAUUGCCCCUAAAUUAGGAGAGGAUAAUUGCUGGCAUCCACCAUGUUUUGUUUGCACCGUUUGCAAAGAGCUUCUAGUCGAUUUGGCUUACUGUGUUAAAAAUGGCUGCCUUUACUGUGAACGACAUUUUGCUGACACAGUUAGACCAAGAUGUUCAGGCUGUGAUGAGCUCAUCUUUUCUGGUGAAUAUACCAAAGCAAUGAAUAAAGAUUGGCAUUCAAGUCACUUUUGUUGCUGGCAAUGUGAUGAAUCUUUAACUGGACAACGUUAUGUACUCCGUGAUGACCAUCCAUAUUGUGUCAAAUGUUAUGAAUCUGUUUUCGCCAACACCUGUGAGGAGUGCAACAAGAUUAUUGGAAUUGAUUCAAAGGAUUUAUCUUACAAGGAUAAACAUUGGCAUGAAGCUUGUUUCCUUUGUAAUAAAUGUCGAGUCUCUUUGGUUGACAAACCUUUUGGCUCUAAAGCUGAAAGAGUCUACUGUGGCGAUUGUUACGAUGAAGCCUUUGCCAGUCGAUGUGAUGGAUGUAAUCAACCAUUCAAAGCAGGUAUGAAAAAGAUGGAAUACAAAGGACAUCAAUGGCAUGAAAACUGUUUCGUCUGCGUAGUCUGUGCCAACCCAAUCGGUACAAGAUCAUUUAUCCCGAAAGACAAUGAAAUUUACUGUACUGGUUGCUAUGAAGAUAAAUAUGCUACUCGUUGCAUCAAAUGUAGUCAGAUUAUCACUUCUGGUGGAGUAACUUAUCGUAAUGCUCCUUGGCAUCGGGAAUGUUUCACUUGUACUGAAUGUAACAACUGUUUGGCUGGUCAACGAUUCACUUCACGCGAUGACAAACCUUAUUGUGCUGAAUGUUUCGGUGAACUUUUCGCUAAACGUUGUACUUCAUGUGAAAGACCAAUUACUGGAAUUGGAGGAACUCGAUUCAUAUGCUUUGAAGACCGCAAUUGGCACAACGAUUGUUUCAAUUGUGCCGAAUGUAAAAUCUCGCUUGUAGGAAAAGGAUUCAUUACUGAUGGCCCUUCAAUUUUGUGCCCAGAAUGUGCUAAACAGAAGCUUCUUUAGAUGAACAACUAAUUUUAUCUUCUUACAUUGAUCGAUAUUUCCGACUUCCUAACUUCCUCACUUAAACAAUCAUCGACAAUUACGAUUAUAAGGAUUGUUGAAAUAAACGCUGAUCCCAAGCUCUUGAUUUUACAUGCUCGCUAAUAUAUCAACGAAAAAGCAAAGACAAUUAUGUUUGCUUAUUUAAAUUAUUGAUACAAAAAUACAAUUAUUUUUCAACAAUCAUUAUUGGAAUUAUAUUGCACACCAAAAAAAAUGAAAUUAAAUAUUUAAGACAAUUGCUUGUAGGAUAAAGCACACAAAUGGCAAAUAUUGAAAGCACCAAAACUACUUAAUAACUUAAUGAUUUACUUGAACCUUUGAAAGGUUUAUUGGGAUUGAUUGAAUAUAAAUAGGAUCAAACCCUUCAUUUAUUGUAUUAUAAGACAAACCAAAUAUGAUAAUUAAUUUGGCCCAGCAGUUUUUCCGUCCGUUGAUUGGUGCAAAUAACCUUUUUAUUAAUAAUCUAAUCUAAAAAACGACAAUGAAAGAGUUGAUGAUUGAAAUUGAGCCAUCAAUGUAUUGUAAAUGAAUUGAAAUAAAAUUAAAUUUUACUCAACAAAA